This is a messenger RNA of Anolis sagrei ordinatus, 1326 nucleotides long. Its product is annotated as endonuclease domain-containing 1 protein-like. Gene Ontology annotation, molecular function: hydrolase activity; nucleic acid binding; metal ion binding. The record is from RefSeq and is a predicted model, not a curated record. Lineage: Eukaryota; Metazoa; Chordata; Lepidosauria; Squamata; Anolidae.
UAGCCUUUGUCCCAAAGGACUGCAGAGCCAUGGAGUUGCUACUGCUGGUUGGACUGUCUGUUUUACUAGCUGGGUCAGGCUCAGCAGAACUUGCUCCAGGGUUUAAUCCUUGCAUAAACUUUUUCUACAAGUCCACCCCACCCACUGGUUUUGAGACUCAGAAUGAAAAAAAUAUUUGCCAGAAAUAUAGUAACGCUUACCAUUUUGCAACUUUGUACAACGUAAAUUACAGAAUCCCCAUCUGGUCUGCCUACAUUUUGGACACCAGAUCCUGUCCAACAGAAGCCCUGAAGAAGAGUGCAUGGUUCAUCGAACCCCAGCUCACUAACCCACAUGCAGCAACAGAAAUGAUGACACCAAGUGACUCUGGACUGGACACAAAGGACAUCAAAGUCAAUCAGGCCCUCAGCGCGGACUAUGAGGAUACUAAUUAUGACCGGGGACACCUGAACCCUAAUGCGUUUCAGUGCGGCAUCCACCGCACAGCCACAUUUACACUGACCAAUGCCGCACCUAUGGAUCCAUGCUUCAAUCGGAUCUACUGGUACAAGAAUGAAAGAAAUCUCAAGACUGGCCUGAACAAUAAGUGUGUUAAUAAAGGGGGGACUGCCUAUCUAGUGACCGGAACAGUUCCCAACAACAACCAGAAAAUCCCUGACCCUAAUGAUGACAAGGAAUCUGACAACCCUAGAGAAUUCAGCCGGGUGUCCGUACCUAGCCACGUCUGGACUGCUGUUUGCUGCCAUUUCCCACGCACUGGUAGUAAGUUUUCUGCAGCAUUUCUGGCAGAGAACAAACCAGAAUCUGUCAUUCAAAGUCUAUCUGUGCAUGAUUUGCAAGAGAAUCUAAAGCAGUUCUAUCCUUCCCACGAUCUGAAAAUCUUUGGUGACGAUUCAUGUAAUGGCAACCUGAUUGAGCACCUGAUAAUGACCCUGGAUGAAAUGGCCCUGGAAGUUAAAGCUGGAAGUCAACCACCAGAAUUCUGACAUACUAUUCUGAACCUCAAAACGUUUCUGAAAUAUGUAACAAGCUUUCAUAUAUUUGCAGGGUAAGUGGGUGGGUAAUAAUUCUGGCGGACUGCAUACCUGCUCAAAGAAUGAAAUCAGAAAAUUUUGAUUCCAUUUUUUUUUGUUUCAGCUGAAUUUUGUGUUUGAAAGAAUAUGUAUAUAUCCAUUCAUUUAUUGCUAUUUGAAGAGUUUUAGAGGUUGGUAGGAGCAAUAUGAUUGUAUUUUAUGGGGGAAAAAAUCCUGCACGAAAUGCUGCCUCUUUUCAAAUGAUAGCUUCAAGCCUGUAUCCUGCAAUCAUAAAUUAUAGUAAUUGUGUCAA